Messenger RNA from Puma concolor (puma), 3909 nucleotides. It is a transcript of the gene GLG1, whose product is annotated as golgi glycoprotein 1. Gene Ontology annotation, molecular function: fibroblast growth factor binding. Gene Ontology annotation, cellular component: Golgi membrane. NCBI's taxonomy places the organism in Eukaryota, Metazoa, Chordata, Mammalia, Carnivora, Felidae. The record is from RefSeq and is a predicted model, not a curated record.
AUGGCGGCGUGUGGACGUGUACGGAGGAUGUUCCGCUUGUCGGCGGCGCUGCAGCUGCUGCUGCUCGCGGCGGCCGGGGCCCAGAAACUCCCGGGCCAGGUCGGCCACGGCCAGGGCCAGGGCCCGGGGGCCAACUUUCCGUCCUUUGUAGGGCAGACUGGAGGAGGCGGGCAGGCGGGUCAGCCGCUGCUCCAGAUGCCUCAGUCAUCUCAGCUCCAGCACCAGCAGCAGCCACCGCAGCAACCGCCUCAGCCGCCGCAGCCGCCUUUCCCGGCGGGUGGGCCUCCGGCCCGGCGGGGCGGAGCGGGGCCCGGCGGGGCUGGCGGGGGCUGGAAGCUAGCGGAGGAAGAGUCCUGCAGGGAGGACGUGACCCGUGUGUGUCCCAAGCACACCUGGAGCAACAACCUGGCGGUGCUCGAGUGCCUGCAGGACGUGAGGGAGCCUGAAAAUGAGAUUUCUUCAGACUGCAAUCAUUUGUUGUGGAAUUACAAGCUGAAUCUAACUACAGACCCCAAAUUUGAAUCUGUGGCCAGAGAGGUUUGCAAAUCUACCAUAUCAGAGAUUAAAGAAUGUGCUGAUGAACCAGUUGGAAAAGGUUACUUGGUUUCCUGCUUGGUGGAUCACCGAGGCAAUAUCACUGAAUACCAGUGUCACCAAUACAUCACCAAGAUGACGGCCAUCAUUUUCAGUGAUUACCGUCUAAUCUGUGGCUUCAUGGAUGACUGCAAAAAUGACAUCAACAUUCUGAAAUGUGGCAGUAUUCGGCUUGGAGAAAAGGAUGCACAUUCACAAGGUGAGGUGGUAUCAUGCUUGGAAAAGGGCCUGGUGAAGGAAGCCGAAGAGAGAGAUCCCAAGAUUCAAGUCUCUGAACUCUGCAAGAAAGCCAUUCUGCGGGUGGCUGAGCUGUCCUCAGAUGACUUUCAUCUAGACCGGCAUUUAUAUUUUGCUUGCCGAGAUGAUCGGGAGCGUUUUUGUGAAAAUACGCAAGCUGGUGAAGGCAGAGUGUAUAAAUGCCUCUUUAACCAUAAGUUUGAAGAAUCCAUGAGUGAGAAGUGUCGAGAAGCACUAACAACCCGCCAGAAGCUGAUUGCCCAGGAUUAUAAAGUCAGUUAUUCAUUGGCCAAAUCCUGUAAGAGUGACUUGAAGAAAUACCGGUGUAAUGUGGAGAACCUUCCACGGUCUCGGGAAGCAAGGCUCUCCUACCUUCUGAUGUGUCUGGAGUCAGCUGUGCAUAGAGGACGACAAGUGAGCAGUGAGUGCCAGGGGGAGAUGUUAGAUUACCGGCGCAUGUUGAUGGAAGACUUUUCUUUGAGCCCCGAGAUCAUCCUGAGCUGUCGGGGCGAGAUCGAACACCACUGUUCUGGAUUACAUCGAAAAGGGCGAACUCUGCAUUGUCUAAUGAAAGUAGUUCGUGGGGAAAAAGGGAACCUUGGAAUGAACUGCCAGCAAGCGCUGCAAACACUGAUUCAGGAGACGGACCCUGGCGCAGAUUACCGCAUUGAUAGAGCUCUCAAUGAAGCUUGUGAAUCUGUUAUACAGACGGCCUGCAAACACAUAAGAUCGGGAGACCCAAUGAUCCUCUCGUGCCUGAUGGAGCACUUGUACACGGAGAAAAUGGUGGAAGAUUGUGAACACCGUCUGUUAGAGCUGCAGUAUUUCAUCUCCCGAGAUUGGAAGCUGGACCCUGUCUUAUACCGCAAGUGCCAGGGAGAUGCAUCUCGUCUUUGCCACACCCAUGGUUGGAAUGAAACCAGUGAACUUAUGCCUCCCGGAGCUGUGUUCUCCUGCUUAUAUAGACAUGCCUACCGCACGGAGGAACAGGGCAGGAGGCUUUCACGAGAGUGCCGAGCAGAAGUCCAAAGGAUCCUACACCAGCGUGCCAUGGAUGUUAAGCUGGAUCCUGGCCUUCAGGAUAAAUGCCUUAUCGAUCUGGGAAAAUGGUGCAGUGAAAAAACAGAGACUGGACAGGAGCUAGAGUGCCUCCAGGACCACCUUGACGACCUGGCUGUAGAGUGCAGAGAUAUAGUCGGCAACCUCACUGAGUUAGAAUCUGAGGAUAUUCAGAUCGAAGCCUUACUGAUGAGAGCCUGUGAGCCCAUAAUUCAGAACUUCUGCCACGAUGUGGCGGAUAACCAGAUAGACUCUGGGGACCUGAUGGAGUGUCUGAUUCAGAACAAACACCAGAAGGAUAUGAAUGAGAAGUGCGCCAUUGGAGUUACCCACUUCCAGCUGGUGCAGAUGAAGGAUUUUCGGUUUUCUUACAAGUUUAAAAUGGCCUGCAAGGAGGAUGUGUUGAAACUUUGCCCCAACAUAAAAAAGAAGGUGGACGUGGUGAUCUGUCUGAGCACCACUGUGCGCAAUGACACUCUACAGGAAGCCAAGGAACACAGGGUGUCCCUGAAGUGCCGCAAGCAGCUGCGGGUGGAGGAGCUAGAGAUGACAGAGGACAUCCGUCUGGAACCAGAUCUGUAUGAAGCUUGCAAGAGUGACAUCAAGAACUACUGUUCCACUGUGCAGUAUGGCAAUGCUCAGAUUAUUGAAUGCCUGAAAGAAAACAAGAAGCAGCUAAGUACUCGUUGCCACCAGAAAGUUUUUAAGCUACAGGAGACAGAGAUGAUGGACCCGGAACUAGACUAUACACUUAUGAGAGUCUGCAAGCAGAUGAUAAAGAGGUUCUGUCCAGAGGCAGAUUCCAAAACCAUGUUGCAGUGCUUGAAGCAAAAUAAGAACAGUGAAUUGAUGGAUCCCAAAUGCAAACAGAUGAUAACCAAGCGCCAGAUCACUCAGAACACAGAUUACCGCUUAAACCCUGUGCUAAGGAAAGCCUGUAAAGCUGACAUUCCUAAAUUCUGCCAUGGUAUCCUGACUAAGGCCAAGGAUGAUUCGGAACUGGAAGGCCAAGUCAUCUCGUGCCUCAAGCUCAGAUAUGCUGACCAGCGGCUCUCUUCGGACUGUGAAGACCAGAUCCGGAUUAUUAUCCAGGAGUCCGCUCUGGAUUACCGACUAGAUCCUCAGCUCCAGCUACACUGCUCAGAUGAGAUCUCCAAUCUGUGUGCUGAGGAAGCAGCUGCCCAAGAGCAGACAGGUCAAGUAGAAGAGUGCCUCAAAGUUAACCUGCUCAAAAUCAAAACGGACGCAUGUAAAAAGGAAGUGUUAAACAUGCUGAAGGAAAGCAAAGCAGACAUCUUUGUGGACCCAGUUCUUCAUACAGCGUGUGCCCUGGACAUUAAGCACCACUGUGCCGCCAUUACCCCCGGCCGAGGGCGUCAAAUGUCCUGUCUCAUGGAGGCCCUGGAGGAUAAGCGGGUGAGGUUACAACCUGAGUGCAAAAAACGUCUCAAUGACCGGAUUGAAAUGUGGAGUUAUGCAGCAAAGGUGGCCCCGGCUGAUGGCUUCUCUGACCUCGCCAUGCAAGUGAUGACAUCUCCAUCAAAGAACUACAUUCUGUCUGUGAUCAGCGGGAGCAUCUGUAUAUUGUUCCUGAUUGGCCUGAUGUGUGGACGUAUCACCAAGCGAGUAACACGAGAGCUCAAGGACAGGUAGAGCCACCGUGACCACCAAAGGAACUACCUGUCCAGUGCCCAGUUUGUACAGCCCUCCUGUAUAGUGUACCCACUCACCUCGUUCUUCUAGGAGGUGGCAUCAACACCCAUGUUAGAGCAGCAGCAGGUGUCCUCUGCGUUGUCCCAUCUCAGACUUCGCCCGUGUCCAUGGUGUCCUCCUCCUCCUCGACCAUUUGUGCAACAGCAGCAGCUGGCCACUUUGGUUAUUGCCUUUGUUGGCAAAUUUGGGUUUACCUGCCCGUAGACAAGUCUUUCUCGUACCAAUGGAACUACCAGUACUUCCAGAACCAACUUACCUGACCUGCAACUCAAAUGAUUUUUAAAAAACAAAACAAAACAAAAACCA